GCAGCGGAGAAGGGGCAUGUGGCGAUAUUGAAGCUACUGCUUUCGAGGCCUGAUGUAGAUCCGGGCUCCAAAGGUCGUGCUCACAUGACGCCGCUAUUGUUUGCGACGAAUAACGGAAACGAAGACGACAUAGUCAAAAUUCUGCUGGGAAACGACAGAGCCCACCCAGACUUUGCAGAUAAAACCGGUCGAACGCCACUAUCGUUGUCAGUGGAUUACGGGCACAAGGGGAUAGUCAAGCUGUUGGUAGAAAACAAAACAGUUGACCCAGACUCUAAAGAUUCGGAAGGAAGAACUCCGCUGUCAUGGGCGGCGGCGAGCGGUCGGUUGGACGCAGUCGCACUUCUCCUAGAAGACGACAGAGUUGACCCAGACACUACAGAUAACCCCAGUCGAACGGUAUUAUCGUGGUCCGCAGGAUCUGGACAUGAAGAAGUAGUCAAACUCCUC
Molecule: messenger RNA, 450 nt
Organism: Mytilinidion resinicola
Lineage: Eukaryota; Fungi; Ascomycota; Dothideomycetes; Mytilinidiales; Mytilinidiaceae
Product: ankyrin
Exons: 2
Molecular function (GO): protein binding
Source: RefSeq, a predicted model, not a curated record